Molecule: messenger RNA, 3684 nt
Organism: Hydra vulgaris (swiftwater hydra)
Lineage: Eukaryota; Metazoa; Cnidaria; Hydrozoa; Anthoathecata; Hydridae
Source: RefSeq, a predicted model, not a curated record
AUGGAUAGUAUGGAAGGAAAGGGGUGUGCAGUUAUAGCAUUAUUAGACGGGAAGAGAAAACCGUAUCAGAUUUUCAAAAUGCUGCAGCAUAAAGGAAUAUCAAAGGAUUUUGUCUAUCGUACUAUUAAGCAAUAUAAUGAUAGUGAAAUAAAACUUGAAGAUAAUAUUGCACAAAACGAAGCUUUAUGUGAGAAUGUGUUUAUGAUGGUUAUUUGCAAUGAAUUGCGAAUCCCUUUAUUUGUUGUUGAAAAACCUGGAAGUUCAAAGUCUUUAGCAAAAUCCAUCAUUCAAGACUGUAUGCAAGGAAACUUGUCAAAAUCUUGUUUGUUUAAAAAUUUUAAGCAGAUUUUUGUGUGUUCAUACCAAUGCAGUCCUCUUUCAACAGCAGACGGAAUAAUAAAUACAUUCAAACAGUGUAGUCGAUAUCAAGAAGAAAAGGAUCUUGAAACCUUUACUUCUGUUGUUGUACUAGAUGAGGUUGGUCUUGCAGAAGAUUCUCCCCGUAUGCCUCUUAAAGCAUUGUAUCCAUUGUUAGAAGAUGGUACUGAUGGUUCUGAAGAACUUACAUUUGAUGGCUCAUCUCUUAAAAACAAAAGUGUUGCAUUUAUUGGCAUUUCAAACUGGUCCCUUGACCCUGCAAAAAUGAAUAGAGGAAUUAUGCUAUUUAGAGGACAGCCUGAUUUUAAUGAACUAGUUGAAACUGCAAGAUACUUAGAAGUUUAUGAAAGGCAAAAUAAAUGUGAUGUUGUAAAAAAGUAUAGAAAAGAAGAAUUUUUUGGAUUAAGAGAUUUUUACAGUUUGUUAAAAUUAGUACUCUGCUUUGCCCGAAAACGCAAUAAUAUACCUACAUAUUCAGAUAUUGAACAUGCAGUCAAAAGAAAUUUCAGUGGACUUCAGGAACUUGACACAUGGAAUAUCUUUAGGUCUUUUCUUCCAUGCAAUUUUUUUGAGACAAAAGAUGCAGAUGUAGAUAUAUCUGCAUUGCAUUUGAUUGCUGAUAGUUUUGCUGAUAAAUGUCCAUGUUAUGAACAUCGAUCAACUUCUGAUAAGACAAGUAAAACCCAUUGUUUAAGCUCUCGCUAUCUUCUGUUAAUAACGGAGGAUUAUGCUGCUUUACCAAUUAUUGAGCAGCAUUACCUAAAAACCAAUCAAAGUUGUAUCAUUUUCGGAAGUAGUUUUCCCAAGGACCAACACUUUACUCAGGUUUGUCGUGAUGUAAAUAGAAUUAAGAUAUGUAUGGAGACUGGCACUAGAGUUGUGCAGUUAAACAUGGAAAACUUAUAUGAAAGUCUUUAUGAUACAUUGAACCAGUAUUAUGUAUCAUUUCAAGAAAAGAACUAUGUAGAUUUAGGCAUUGGAACUCACAGAGUUAAAUGCAGAGUGCAUGAAGAUUUCAGACUUAUAGUGAUUGCAGAUAAAGAAAAUGUGUACAAGACCUUUCCUAUACCUUUGAUAAACAGGCUGGAAAAGCAUUUUUUAACUCCUUUUAAUGGAAUGGAACAUUCUCAAAUAGAACUUGCUGAAAAGCUUAAAAAAUGGGCUUCAGAUUUUUCUAGCGUAAACUCACUCACACAUGAGUUCAAACCAUCAGAAUCAUUUAUUGGAUACAGUGAAGUUAGUUGUGCUUCUAUUGUAAUUAAACUUUAUCAAAAGUAUGUUGGUGAGAUUGAACAUGAAAAAUUAACUGUUGUUGACCACGAUAAGAUUUUUGAAGAAAGUUGUCAGGUUUUAUUAAAAUUAGCUACUCCUGAUUCUUUAUUUCGUGUUUUGAAAACAAGUUUGAGAGACCAUUUUGAAUACUAUUGGAAUAUUUACUUUAAUGAGCAGUUUCAUCAUUCUCUGGAAGCUUAUCUUAUCAAUGAACUUGAUAAUAUAGAUAGCAAAUUUAUGCAGGUUACAACAUUUUCACGACUUUUAUCUCCAACUGACAAAGAAAGUUUAGAUGUUAAGUUAAAUGAUUUUGAAAUUGAAAUGAUUUCUCUUAUGCAGUUUCAAACAGAAAAAUCAUUCAGGGAUCGUCUACGAGUUGUAUGCAAUGCUGAAUGUAAUAGAAAACAGCUUCUUAUCAUUCAAGCAAACAAUGCACAGGAGAGGAGCAAGUUAAUUUCAUGUGCACAAUACAUUUGUAAAGAAACACAAGAUCAGUUUAAAUUAAAGAACAUAUCUGUUAUAUUUAUUCUGCAGUUAAACUAUAAAGCUAAGCGCCUAGACUUACUGAGUUCAUUAUCAUUUUGGGAAUGCUGUCAUAUUGAUGAGUUACGUAGCUCAAACUAUCCUUAUCUUAUUAAAUAUUACAAAAAAUCUUUGAAAGAAAUAAUUAGAAUUGACGAUGUAAAGCCAGAGGUGGUUCAACUAAUAUUAGGAUGUUUACAAAUGACUAUUCGACGUCUUAGUGAAAUGAAGCAAAUGACUACUGAAGAAAUAUCACAAAAAAUUGAUAUUUUAACAAAUCUUUUAACAAGUAAACCUGAUGAUAUUCAAUACAUGUUUAUAUCGACUGUGUUGCGGCUGGUUGAAACUGGUUUAGCUGCAGAAGAAAGCAAAUGGCAUCCUGAUUAUCUUACAAAUUGGAUUCAAAAUGAAGCAGUAGAACAAAAAUAUCAACCUUCAUAUGGAACAUUUAAACAUGCUUUAUUCCGUUAUAUGGAAGAUCAUAUUGUGCCUGUUUUCACAUUUAUUAUUUUUAGUAUAGAUAGGUUUCAUAAUCUUAAAAUUCUUUAUAAUAAACCUGAAUAUACGAAGCUGUGGCUGGAACUGUUUUCUAAGUCUAUGGUUAUUUCUAAUGCGCCACAUAAGUUAAUAGAUUUAUAUUUUAGUUGCAAAUUUCCAUUUUCAGACAAGAUUGUUAAAGAAAUUCAUGAUGCAUUGCAAAUAUGUAUACAACCAGAUGCAACACUUGAAACACAUGAAUAUAAACAUAUAUAUGACACAAUCGGAUCAUUACCGAUGGCAAGUCUGAUUAUGGGGUCAGCAGCUAUGGAAGUAGAUAGUUAUAUAUUUGACUUUGUGCGUUUAAAAUUUCCUGAUCAUUUGCAAAGUUCUGACCAAGGCUCACAAUCUUACAAAAUUUUGGCAUUAGGUUUGAUUUCCUUUACUAAUUUGGUAAUUAUUUCAAGAAAUAAAUGCUUUAAUGCUUGUGGUAUAAACUUUAAUGAUAUUAACAACACCAACUUUGAUAUAGUGUCUAUACACAUAGCUUUGAACACUAAAGUAUUUGAAGAAAGACUCAAAAAUAUUUCUAUGAUUCUUAUCUGCCAUCCAAAAUUAGGCACUUUAUUAGAUCAAGGAUCAGAUAUUGAUAAAGAUGUUUACUUAAUGAAUCAUCUUCUAACACAUCUUGCUUCUAAACGCUUCUGUCCUGAUUUUUUUGAAGAAAUUAGAAAAACAAAGGUGUUGAUCAAUUGUGUACUUGAGUCUGCAAUCAAACGUAAAUGCAGUUAUGCAACAAAAGAAAUGGUGGAGAAAUUACAAAUUUGUUGGUGCAAUUUUAGAAUCUAUCAAAAGUUUUCAGAUCUUGUUUUGCAAACCAAUGAAUGUUUUUGCAAUUUUCAAGUUAAUUUAUUGAGCUCGCUGUGGAAGGUAAAAGUGGAGAGGUUACAUGCUAAGGUAUUACAUUCAGAUCGGUUUUCUUUAUCAUUUGUAAAAUGGUACAGAUAUCAACCACCAGGUUCUGCACAAGAAUAA